Schistocerca americana (American grasshopper) is the source of this 6148-nucleotide messenger RNA. It is a transcript of the gene spg, whose product is annotated as dedicator of cytokinesis protein 3. The transcript has 33 exons. The coding region runs from base 88 to 5733 and encodes 1881 amino acids. Gene Ontology annotation, cellular component: cytoplasm; plasma membrane. The record is from RefSeq and is a predicted model, not a curated record. Gene Ontology annotation, molecular function: small GTPase binding; guanyl-nucleotide exchange factor activity. Gene Ontology annotation, biological process: small GTPase-mediated signal transduction. Lineage: Eukaryota; Metazoa; Arthropoda; Insecta; Orthoptera; Acrididae.
UCAGUGAUACCACUGGAGGAUCCAGUCGUCAGAGAAGUUACGUUGGUUCUACGAGAAUGGGGAAAUAUUUGGAAGCAACUGUUUGUGAUGCGGGAGGUGUACCGUUUUUCAACUGUACGGAAAGUGAUGUGCGAACUGCUGGACUGGCGAAGGCAGUUAUUAACUGGCACUCUUACCCAGGACCAGAUGCGCGAGCUCAAGCUUCGUAUUACCACAAAAAUAGACUGGGGAAACAGGAAACUUGGCCUGGACUUGGUGCCUCGUAUGGGAGUGCAUAUGGUGGAUCCUGAUACCGUCAGCAUAGUGGAGCUGUACAAUGUCCAUGUCUUGAGCUCUGAGAACUCCCAAGGAGCAUCAGCAAGGGGUACAAUGAAGAGAAGAGAGACACAGAAGGUCCUUACACACCAUCUGUAUUUUUGCAUGAGAGAUUUUGGCCACCAUAUAGGAGAAGAUACAGAAGUUUACUUUUCAUUGUAUGAUACAAAGAAAGCUAAAUAUAUCAGUGAAAGAUUCCUGGUGAAAAUUUCGAAGGAGGGCUUUUCAAAUUAUGUGGAAAAGCUUCACAGUAACUGCACCAUAUUUACGGAUCUUGGAAAUGCUGAUCUCAAUCGAGAUUUGUACCUUGUGGCACAUGUUAUGAGAGUGGGUCGUAUGAUUUAUUCAGAAUCAUCAAAGAAAGUUUCCACUCAUGCGAUACCACCUCACCAGCUUUUUCGACGACCUCAUGGCUGUGCUGUAUUACCUAUUACUGAAAUUCUACAGAGCAAGGAACCUGCCAAUGAUGAACGAGAAUUUACAUUUAAAGUAUUUCAGGGUGAUGAGAAGGACUUCCAUCAACUGCAUGAACUAAUUAUUAAAAAACAAUCAGGCAAAUAUAAUAUACUUCCUGGGCAGCCAAACUAUGGUAUUGGAAUUUCAUUACGUAUGUUGCAUGGUGAAUUAACACAGGUACGGGAAGAAAACCCUCUUCUGUUCAAAAAUAUAUGUAUAACCAAAAAAUUAGGUUUCUCUGAUGUCAUAAUGCCUGGUGAUGUACGUAAUGAUCUCUAUCUCACUCUCGACAGAGGUGAAUUUGAACGCGGUGGGAAAUCUACCGGAAAGAAUAUUGAAGUAACUAUUCUUCUCCUUGACAGUGAUGGCAAAAUUCUUGAGAAUUGUCUGUGGGGUGCUUCAGGAAUGGAUGGAAGUAGUGAAUAUCACUCGAUGAUUAUUUAUCAUCACAACUCACCUGCCUGGUCAGAAACAGUCAGACUGGCUGUACCAAUUGAAAAAUUUUAUGGUUCACAUGUACGGUUGGAAUAUCGACAUUGUUCAACUCGUGACAAAAUGGAUAACAAAAGACUGUUUGGAUUCUCAUUUGCGCAUCUAAUGGAACAAGGUGGAGCAACACUGAGUGAUGGUCAGCAUGAGUUAUACAUUUAUAAAUGUGAGGAACGGACACGACUGGAACCCUCCAUGUACCUGAAUCUUCCAUCAGGUGUACGAGACGAUGCAGGCCCAUCUGUGUCAUCACCAUUCUCUCGCAGUAGCAAGGAGGCAGUAUAUGUCCACACAUUGCUCUGUUCGACAAAACUAACCCAGAAUGCGGAUCUUUUAUCACUCCUCCAGUGGAAGGAACACCCAGAAAAUAUCCAGGAAGCACUAUCUCGAGUUAUACUACUUGAUGGAGAAGAACUAGUGAAAUUCUUACAGGAUGUCCUUGAUGCUUUAUUUGCCAUGUUUUCUACAGAAGAAGGGAACUCUACAUCUUACUCGGGUCUUGUCUUCCAGUCUCUGGUGAGCAUAUUCAGUUUGCUAGAAGACAGCAAAUUUGAACACUUCAAGCCAGUUAUGGAUGCAUAUAUCAAGGGUCAUUUUGCUGCAGCCCUCGUAUACAAGGGUUUACUGAGCAGUGUGGAACAUUGUGCAAGCUGGGUUGUAUCAGCUGAAAAGCAAGAACCGUUACAAAAGUGCUUCCACUCUCUUGAAUAUAUUUUCAAGUUUAUCAUUCAAUCACGGCUAUUGUGUGCUCGGGCUACUGGUGGACAGUAUGAAGACAGCUUUAAAAGGGAUCUUUAUAAUGUUUUUGCAGCUUUAAACAAGACAUUGGCCACUUCAUAUGAUGCAAUUUUACCAACACAGGUGGCUCUUUUGCAUAGCAUCAGUGCAGUAUUUGAGCAGCUAAUACAAGUAUUACCAGCAUUAGAGGUAACAAAGCUAGCCACUAUGAUGUUAGAGAGCUUACCAUCAAGGGAUCUCUCACCCCAACUCACCCAGGCAAAGCUUACUGCCAUUCGCAAUAUGGUUACCAGUAAACUCUUUGCUGAUGAUGAAUCCAGAAACUUACUUCUGGCAAUCAGCUGUAAACAUCUCCGACAUCACCUAGCUCAUAGAGAUGAACUGCGUCUCUGUACGGACAUUCUUUCUGAAAUACUUAGCUUCCUUUACAAGCAAAAACAAGCUCAGGAACAAGGAAAGGUUAAUAAUUGCUUGCAUCAUGAUGUUGAAAUUUUGUGCCUGAAUACAUUGGAAAUGCUAAUACAGACUGUUCUCAUCAUUAUAGAUCGUUCUGCAUCAGUUUUGGGUUCUCUUGUGUCUUGCCUUGUUGGAUUGCUGCAGCUGUUGGAUGAAUUUCAUUACAAGAGAUUAUGGGAGCAUCUUAGUGACAGAAAGUCUCAGAAGGACUUCCUGCUUAGAGUAUUUUUAGUAUUUCGAUUAUUAGUGCGACAGGAAGUUUUCCCUCCUGAUUGGCUUGUCAUGCGCAUGGUAGCCAACAAUGUUAUGCUAAAUGCUCUUCGUGAACUAGCACAGCCACUGACAUUUAAUUUCCUUGACAGCUGUUGCCACUUUGAUAGUGAGCUGUGGAGCAGUUAUUUCAACCUAGCUGUUGCCUUUUUAACACAACCAUCUCUACAACUUGAAAAGUUUAGUGAAGUGAAAAGAGAGAAGAUAAUAGAAAAGUGUGGAGACAUGAGAGUUCUAAUGGGAUUUCAGAUUCUCUCAAUGUGGUCAAGCUUAGGAGAGCACAAAAUAAAUUUUAUUCCAACAAUGGUUGGACCCUUCUUGGAAGUAACCUUGGUACCAGAAGCAGAACUGCGUAAGGCAACUCUGAACAUAUUUUUUGAUAUGAUGGAAUGUGAACAAAAAGCAAAAGGAAAUUUCAAGCAAGUAGAGUCUGAGCUCAUUGAUAAGUUAGAUAUUCUGAUUAGUGAAAAUAAGGGUGAUGAUGAAUACAGGCAGUUGUUCAAUACAAUACUCCUAGAGCGUGUGCAGUCAGAAGACCCUGCCUGGAAAGACAGUGGAGCAGCAUUCAUAAGUUCUGUUACUAGACUGCUGGAGAGGCUGCUGGACUACAGAAGUGUCAUACAGGGGGAUGAGAACAGGGACAAACGAAUGUCCUGCACUGUCAAUCUUCUUAAUUUUUAUAAAAAUGAAAUAAAUCGCAAAGAAAUGUAUCUGAGAUACAUUUACAAGCUGCAUGACUUGCAUUUGCCUGCUGAAAAUUAUACAGAGGCUGGCUUUACAAUGAAGCUGUAUGCCGACCAGCUAAGUUGGUCAGACAAAACACUUGUAUCAGAUCCACACUAUCCUGGUCUCACAGAGCUGGAGCGAAAGGAGCAGUUAUAUCAGCAAAUUAUUCAUUACUUUGACCGAGGAAAGUGCUGGGAGAAAGGCAUCCCCCUCUGCAAAGAAUUAGCUGAUCUCUAUGAGCAUAGACUCUUUGACUAUGCUAAACUGAGCCAAAUUCUUAAGACACAGGCCAGUUUCUUUGAUAACAUUCUAACACAGCUUAGACCAGAGCCAGAAUACUUCAGAGUUGGAUUUUAUGGUUUGAGCUUUCCAUUAUUUGUUAGGAACAAACUGUUUAUAUAUCGAGGUCUGGAAUAUGAGAGGAUAGGUGCUUUUACUCAGAGGCUGCAAACAGAAUUCCCAUCUGCCCAGAUCCUCAUGAAAAACACACCACCUGAUGACACAAUUAUGAAUUCAGAUGGACAAUACAUACAGAUCUGUAAUGUAAAACCUAUCCCUGAGGAAAAUCCAUUAUUUCCACCAGGAGCUGAUAUACCAGAAAAAAUUUCCAGUUUCUAUCAGGUUAAUGAUGUUCGCACCUUCCAGCUUGAUCGACCUGUUCACAAAGGGCCGGUGGACAAGGAAAAUGAAUUUAAGAGUCUAUGGAUAGAGAGGACCAUACUUGUUACAAGCAGUUCCUUACCAGGAAUUCUUAGAUGGUUUGAAGUCAUUGAAAAAAGAGUGGAGGAAUUGGCACCAGUGCAGUUUGCAUGUGAAACAAUGGAAAGUGUUAACAAGGAAUUGCGGCAACUUGUGAAUCAGUAUACUGCUGAACCAAAGAGAAAUAUCAACCCUUUCAGCAUGAGGUUGCAGGGGAUAAUUGAUGCAAAUGUUAUGGGUGGCAUAGCAAAAUACCAACAAGCAUUUCUUAAUCCUGAGUUUGUGAAGUACCACCCUGAAUUCUCAGAACAUGUACAACGUUUGAAGAAUCUUACACUUGAUCAGCUCCAUAUCCUAGAGACUGGUCUUGCACUUCAUGGGCAGCUUGCCCCUCCGGGUGUGCAACCACUUCACCGUAGACUGUUGGAGAGGCUGUCACAGUUACGUCAAGGACUGAGAGAGCUAGUUGCUAUUCGCUCAUCAAGAGGACAUUCUUGUACAGACUCAACCUCCUGUGGCAGUAUUCUAAGCAUGCCUCUACCACCCCUUCCUAUGGAGAAGAAGAUGCUCAUGCAGCCCAAUGAAAGUCGCAGUAAUCGUUCCUCUACUUCCAGUGGAGGACCAUAUAACCACUUUGCUCUUAUGGAUGAUCAGGUGACAGAUGAUGAAGAUAUAUAUAGCAAGCCAGUGGAAAUGAAUGAGAGCCAUGUGCCACCACCACCUCCACCCCCACCUCCGCCACCACCAAUACCAAUGCGUGAGUCACGACCACGUUCAGCUGGCUACAGCCUGACAGAUAUGGGACGUAUAACAGUUCGAGGAACUCUUGAAUAUUCAUCACUGCCACCUGUAAGCCUAAACAGAGAUUCUACAGAAGGUGACACAGUUUCUACAAUGCCAAGACCCCCCAAACCAACGCAUCAAAGAUCACUCAGUAAACUACUCUCAUGUCCUGCUCCAGCUAGCUACAACAGUUCUGAGAACAGCAAUGGCAGUCAGCUUCGGAAUUCAUGGUCAGAGGCAACUACAGAUGAGGCACCACCUCUACCUCCAAGAGGACAAACUCCAGACCGAAGAAACACUAGUUUAUUUAUUGAUACAACACAAAUGCCACCAGCCCCACCAAAGAGACUCAUUAAAAAGGGUUCAUCAAUUGUAGGCAGCAUAGAUUCAGCUAUGGAUAUUAAUGCUGAUGCUGAAACUGAAAGCAGUAGUGAUGGGCAUGACCUGCGUGAUUCUGGGUACUCAGAGUUUCCAAUGUCCCGCACCACUCCAACCAACAAUUUUAACAAUAUGCCAUAUGAAGACUUUGUAUUGCCAACACAUUUUGGUGAGGUGAACAUUUCACCACCAGUUCUAUCACCUCGCACCCAGUCAUUUCCUACACCACCACCAGUUCCUCCAAAAGCAACAGCCAACAUGAUUCCAAAUAUAUCACCAGAAACUUCCCCUCCAAGAACAAGCAGUGGAACCUUGGAACGAAAUCAACACUUACCUUCCUUUGUCGACAGUGGUGUAAUUACAUUACCAUUGUGUAUUGCAGAAAAUUACUCAGUUCCAAAGAAAAAUGAAAACGUACAGUAAAUUUUACUGAUCAUAUUUGUGCUGUGAGUCCAUUUAGUGACUGCUGCUGUCCAGUGUGUACAUACCAAAAAACAUCCUGAACUCCAGCACCAAAGAGUGUGCCUACUCUUUUCAGUUUGUGCAAUAAUUUAUGUAUGUUUAUCAUAUUCCAUACAUUUCUUCCACUAAAUUUGUGACCUUUCAGCAAGAAACUGCUGUGCAACCAGGAACCUUUUAUGAAGUAUUAGUACCUUAGUUCUAUGUUCUUAACUGCAAUGAACUUUCAUGCCAGUUAGUGCGAUACUGCAUGUUUUUCAGUUCAAUUAUUUUGUAUUCCAAGUUCUCAAAUGAAAGAUGGAUGUUCAGGAUGAGAAUAUACUAUAAAAGAGCAUUUUUUUGUGCUCAGACUGUCUGUGAAAAACUUUUUGUGUGUAGU